This is a messenger RNA of Salvelinus namaycush (lake trout), 1431 nucleotides long. RefSeq names its product purinergic receptor P2X, ligand-gated ion channel, 5 (gene p2rx5). Lineage: Eukaryota; Metazoa; Chordata; Actinopteri; Salmoniformes; Salmonidae. Gene Ontology annotation, molecular function: purinergic nucleotide receptor activity; extracellularly ATP-gated monoatomic cation channel activity. Gene Ontology annotation, biological process: monoatomic cation transmembrane transport; response to ATP. The transcript has 13 exons. The record is from RefSeq and is a predicted model, not a curated record. Gene Ontology annotation, cellular component: plasma membrane; nuclear inner membrane. The coding region runs from base 1 to 1431 and encodes 476 amino acids.
AUGGGCGAAUUGACUUGGAGAAUCUUUUUCCUCGGUUUCCUUAAUUUUAAAACAGAAAAAUAUGUCAUCGCCGAAAACAGAAAAUUGGGAAUCUCAUUUAGAGUUUUUCAGAUCUGUGUGCUGCUAUACGUGAUCGGGUGGGUCUUAGUGUAUAAGAAGGGGUACCAAUCGAGGGAAGAGACCGUCCAGAGCUCUGUCAUCACCAAGCUGAAAGGAGUGGUCAUGACCAACAACACAGAAUUUGGACUUUACCUAUGGGGGGCUGAGGAUUAUGUCAUACCUCCAACGGGUGAACAAGUCUUCUUCAUUGUUACAAACUACCUCGAGACCCCAAAUCAGAGGCUUGGGUUCUGUGCUGAGAGCCCUAAGGUGCCAGAUGGCCAAUGUGUAAACAAUGAGGAUUGUGCCGAGGGUGAGGUGGUAAUAGCUGGCAAUGGGGUAAAGACUGGACUGUGUUUAAACUCUACAGGGACCUGUGAGAUACAUGGCUGGUGUCCCGUCGAGACGGGCCGGAAACCCUCGGAGGCUUUAUUAAGCAAGGCAGAAAACUUCACAAUUUACAUCAAGAACUUUGUCAGGUUUCCGAAGUUUGAAUUCUCCAAGUCAAAUGUUCUGGACACCGGUAAUGACUCCUAUCUAAAGAGAUGUUCCUAUGACAACGUCCUCCAACCCUACUGCCCCAUCUUUCGUCUGGGAGACCUGGUCAGCAGGACUGGACACGACUUUCAGGACAUGGCUGUAGUGGGUGGGUCAGUUGGAAUUCUGAUUGAGUGGAACUGUGAUUUGGAUAAGGACUACUCACAGUGUAACCCAAAGUACAGCUUUACUCGUUUGGAUAUCAACUUAAACAGCACUGUCACGUCAGGCUACAACUUCAGAUAUGCCCGGUAUUACAAAGACGAAGCUGGAGAGAGCUUCCGGACUUUAUAUAAAGUCUAUGGGAUUCGCUUUGAUAUCAUGGUGAAUGGACGGGCUGGAAAAUUCAACAUCAUUCCCACAGUAAUAGCUAUUGGGUCUGGGUUCGCUAUUAUGGGCAUGGGAAAAUUUGCGUGCGAUAUGAUAUUCAUCUACAUGAUGAGCACGAGUUCCUACUUCCGAGACAGGAAAUUUGAGAUUCUCAAGAAAGAACGGAUUAAGAAGCACAAAGAGAGUGCGAAGACAGUGGUGAACCGAGACACAAGAAAACACAGGACACAUGCUGGGGAACAACAUGAGCUCACCACACUCUCUACGAAAAAAGAGGAGAAACCAGAGCCCACCACUCAGGACGCGGAGAAACAGGACCUUAAAACUGGGGAGAAAAAUGAGGUUGGCCGAUUGAGGUCAGAAGACUUGUUUCUCAAGAAAGACGUGAGACAAAGAGGUGCUGCUAUCGUCAAGACGGCUAGACUGGGUCCUCUAGCAGGUGGAAAGGGAAACGAGGGUGGGUGA